UGCAACUGUUUCGCCCCCAUCAUCGUCAUCGUACGAUGGCGGCGGCAACUUCGCGAAAGGCGGCGGCGCGAAUUCGAACACAGAGCGACUGCUACACAAGCGGAGAGAGAGAGCGUGCAUGGAGGAGGUCUCUUGCGGAUGAUCUAGGUCUGGACGAAACCUUCCGUGCCAGUUUGAAUGGGAUGACGUCAUCUGGCGGCCGGCUGUCGCUGGGUGCGUCGCCAGGGCGCACCGACCGUGUCGACUUUGGAAAGCUUUCAGACACGGCAGCAGAAAUUUUGAGCGAUGCCAAGCUCAUUCGAGGUGGCAAGGAGGCCAAAUUGUACCAGCAAUCGCUAUGUCUAUCAGACGAAGGCAGGGUAUCGGUCACCGCUGACGACGGCGAUGUCCAAUCGAUGCUCCUAGACGCAAAAGAAGCGCUCUCCAUGGACGUAUCGAACGACGCCGACGAAAAUUCACGCGUGUUACAACCACUGACUCCGGAGCUCGUCGAAUGGGAGGGCAUCCUAAGCAAACGGUCCGAGUGGUUGCGGCGAUGGGAGAAGCAUUACUACGUCAUGGUUGGCACGACCCUCAAACGCUUUGCAUCGAAGGAGGCGUUCAUGGCGACGCUGCAAGAGUCGCCUGUUGAAGGCAGGCCGCCCCCGCCGUCGUAUGUGAUUCAAGGCGUGAAAGAAGCGCCGAAUCGAGCCAACGGGUUCGUCUUUAGCUGCCAUGACGGCAAAACGCUGCAACUCACGGCGCCGACGCCAAUCGAGCGCGUGAUAUGGAUGCGACUGGCCCAGGAAGCCAUGGCAUCUCUGCCCGACUUGCCCGUGUUCCCGCUCGAGAUCGAAGAGUUUUACGCAAUGUUGAUCGUGUUGUACACGGCGCACAGCGGCAACUGGCGCACGUCAGGGGAUAUGGCAGUGACGCUUCCACCCCCUUCUGAGCAGGUCUUUUCCCGCUUCUUCCGCCUCCUGGAUCGUGACAUUUUGGUCUCGUCCAACUACCCGCCUUCCGUCCCGUUUUGUGGCUCGUUCCGUGGCGCGAGUGGGUUUGUCCAGUUCCUCCACACGUUUGCCUCGCACACGACGUGGACCAACUUCAAAAUCGAGGGCAUUGCGAUGGAAGACAUGGUGGCUGUUGCGUCCGGGAAAGAAGAACUCGAGAACGUCCGCGACCGGCGCAAGUUUGUCCAGAACUGGGUCCACAAGUUUAACUUUGCCCCCGACGGCCGCCUCAUUAAAUUUGAAAUUAAUGGUGACGUUGUCGCCGCAUCCGCCGUGUACAAGGUCCCCGGCGCCGCCACGACCCUCACCCUGCCCCAGGACUUUCAAGAAGUCCAAACCCCGCUCUCCGGCACACUCACGGUGCGAGUGCUCCAGGGGUCGGGGCUCAAGCUCCUCCAGGCAACUUCGUCCAGCAGUACUGCCACCGCUCGAAAAACCCAGUCGCUCCAGGAUCCUCGCGUUGUUCUGAGCCUGGCCAUCGGCGACCUUACGUCCACGUCGCACAGCCAGCUUCCCCCAACACUUCUCCCAGCUCCAUCGUCCGCCGCCGCGGCCGCGACCGCCUCCCUCGCGUCGCUGUCGUCGACAGCGUCAUCUUACCUGCCACUCCCAUCAACACUUACUCGCAAGCUGUCGACGAGUCUGCUCAUGCGGUCGGUGUCUGCACCCCUCGCAUCGUCCAAGCCCGACUCUGCCACAGCGGACUCAACGCCGACACAACCACCCAAACCGUACCCGUGCAUGACGGACGCCGCACGAAACAAGGGCCAAUUCUCCACAGAGGGCGACCUCACCGCGCCGGUGUGGAACUCGGUGCUCACACUGCCGUUUGACCAGGUUCAGGGAGUCAUCCGCCUACUCGUGGACGUUGUCGAAGUCUCGUCAUCGUCUUCCAGAGCCCCGACGAAAGUCGGCGCCGCGUUUGUGAACGUUGCCAAGUACAUCAUGGAGCAAGAGGCGAAACGAACGACUAAGUCACACAACACCAACCACACGUCGAGCACUUCGUCGUCCGACCACCAGCAGCACACGCAAUGGGUGACCAUUAGCACGACCCGUGGCGAGUUUUGCGGUCGCGUCCAGCUCACGAUUUCGUGCGUGCUCCAGCCCGCGGAGGCGGCGCAUAAACCGACGCCCGCGGCGCAGCUCAUGCAGUGGAGCAACAUCAAGAAAGACGACAACAUUGCGCCCAGUUUGAAUCGACCUGGUUGGUCUCAGAUGAGCCUCAACACGGAUGCGGGUUCGUCCGAGAAACCAUCCAUGGAUGCUGUCAAGUCGCCGGACGCCGCCGUCAACCCCCUCAUGCCCAAGCAAUGCGAUGACGACGAAACGAUGCACGUGUACACAGUGUGUGGCGCGCCGUUCGUGAUUCCUCAGCACUACCACCUUAUCAAAGUGUGUGGUCGGGGGGCGUACGGGAUCGUGAUCGCCGCGACGAACCAAGAAACGGGCGGCAGCGUUGCCAUCAAGAAAGUCAUCGACUGCAUCUGGCACCCCCAUCAACUCAAGCAAAUUCUUCGUGAAGUCCGACUCAUGCGCCACUUGUGUCACGCCAACAUUUUGUCGCUUAUGGACUUGAUCCCGCCGCCGUCGUACCAGGACUUUCGCGACGUGUACAUGACGGUCGACUUGCUCGAAAUGGACCUCCACCGGAUCAUCUACUCGAAGGAGGUGCUCAGUGACGACCACAUUCGUUACUUUGUGUUUCAAAUGCUCAGUGGGUUGAACCACAUGCACGCAUGCGGCGUCCUCCAUCGCGACCUAAAGCCCAGCAACCUCCUCAUCAACUCGGAUUGCCAGUUAAAGAUCUGCGACAUGGGCCUCGCAAGACCCAAGGACAUUGACGACCUCGGCAUGACCGAGUACGUUGUGACGCGGUGGUACCGAGCCCCGGAACUGUUGCUCGGGAGCGCAUACGACGAAGGUGUCGACGUGUGGGCGGCGGGGUGCAUCAUGGCCGAAAUGCUCGGUCGCAAGCCGCUUUUCCCUGGUCGCAGCUAUGUUCACCAACUGCAGCUCAUCAUGAACGUGUUGGGAGUUCCCGAAGAAGUCUCGUUCAAGGAGAACCCACAGGCGCAGAAAUUCAAAGGUCGACAGCUGCUCAGUCGAACACCGACCCGGCAGGGCAUUGACACGUCCGUUCUAUUUCCCAAUGCCAAUCCAGAGGGCCUCGAUCUGCUAUGGAAGCUUCUCGUCUUCGACUCGUCCAAGCGCAUGACGGUGCAGGAAGCCCUGCGCCAUCCGUACUUGGCGUCGUACUACGUCGAGUCCAACGACGACCGCGAAGUUGAAAAGUUUCACAGCUUUGACUUUGAAGAUUUGGGCGAGAACGACCUGAAGGAACUCAUGUUUCGGGAAAUCUGUCAUUUUCACCCGGAAGAGAUGGAGAAACGAGCAAAACAAAUGGCCGACAUGCCCAAGGAAGAGCAGCUUCCGCCGGGCUGGGUCAAGCGCGAAAGCCGAAGCAUUCGGGGGAAGUUCUACUACUCGCACGCCAAACGCGGCAUCAGCACAUGGGUGAAACCCACCAACUAAUAGACUUCGGUGCCAUGCACGGCGAUUGUGAAUGGCUCUGAUACAACGGCGCAGUCGGAUCAAAUAAAAUAUUGGGUCAUCACCGCCAAAA
Messenger RNA from Aphanomyces invadans, 3618 nucleotides. RefSeq names its product CMGC/MAPK protein kinase. The transcript is spliced from 5 exons. Gene Ontology annotation, biological process: intracellular signal transduction; protein phosphorylation. Gene Ontology annotation, molecular function: protein binding; ATP binding; MAP kinase activity. The record is from RefSeq and is a predicted model, not a curated record. Gene Ontology annotation, cellular component: nucleus; cytoplasm. Bases 36 to 3527 code for a protein of 1163 amino acids. NCBI's taxonomy places the organism in Eukaryota, Oomycota, Saprolegniomycetes, Saprolegniales, Verrucalvaceae.